UCUUCCAUAGUGCCAAGAACAAAGUACAGGAAAGAGAGAUGCUGAUUUGAACAAAUUUAAUGAGCAACAGACAACCUCUAUAGGAGAUUAUCAUACUUUUGAUGCUGGCUUUGGAGGUCUCAAUGAUUUAUCAGAACAAAUUAAGAAUUUUAGCAACAUUUCUAUCACAUCUUCUCCUAUCAAAUAUCCUAAACAAGAGGAUUACGGUAGAAAGUGUUUUAGCAUGAGUGCAGCUAAACAUCCAACAAAUCAGACUUCUAACAGAGCUACAGGAAGGCUAUUUGACUUUACAAGAGAAUCUAGGAUCAAGAAGAUUAACCAAUACCACCCUCAAAGGAAGAGAGGGCCAAAUGUUUUUUUGCUCUAUCUUAAGGAAAUCUAUUUAUUAUCAGUACACUAUGCAAAUUCAGUACUGCUAAACAGUCAUUAGGAAGGGAAGCCAGUAGGUACAAACACCCUAAAUAAGGACUCUAACACU
Moneuplotes crassus is the source of this 478-nucleotide messenger RNA. Lineage: Eukaryota; Ciliophora; Spirotrichea; Euplotida; Euplotidae. The record is from the annotation of a GenBank genome assembly.